Molecule: messenger RNA, 8136 nt
Organism: Schistosoma curassoni
Lineage: Eukaryota; Metazoa; Platyhelminthes; Trematoda; Strigeidida; Schistosomatidae
Source: the annotation of a GenBank genome assembly
AUCUACCUAUUCAAACGUCUAGCUACCUAUCCAUUUAUCUAUCUAUCUACCUUCGGCCUACCUAGUAUAUCUUCUGCGAUUGAAAGAUUGUUAUCACUUUCGAAAUUAUUGAUUUAUUAUUAUUUAGAUAUGAGAAAUACGGAUAAAUUUAUUUUUCUUUUGACGUACACUUAGUUAAUAUAAAAUGAAAGAAUGAGGUGAACAUAAUUAAAACAGAAGGAGAGAAAAAUAUUCUCAAGUAUGAUCAAUAAUAUGAUCCAUCAAACAAUAUUUUGAAUUUUACAUUACGUUUCAAUGAAUAAUUUAACUGUUUAUUUAAUUCAAUUAGGAGAAUCAUGUAUUACUCAAUAUGUUUCUUCAUUAUAAAAGCGUAAAUCGAGGAUAAAUUGUUUUAUUGAACAAACCAGAUGCCAGCGAAGAAAGAAAUCAGGAAGAAGCGAUGGAAGUGGAUAGGACACACAUUGAGGAAGGCACUUAAUUGCGACGUAAAGCAAGCCCUAACAUGAAAUCCCUAAAGCCAAAGUAGGAGAGGAAGACCGAAGAACACAUUACGCCGAGAAAUGGAGACAGACAUGAGAAGAAUGAACAGCAAUUGCAUAGAACUAGAAAAGAAAGUCCAAGAGAGAGAGAGAGUGGGUUGACGAAUGCUGGUCAGUGGCCUUUGUUCCAUUAGGAGUGACAGGCGUAAGUAAGUAAGUAAGUAAAUUGUUUUAUUAGCAAAGCUUAUGUAUUUUAUUCCAUACACUUGUUCUAAUGUGCGUAUCUACAUAUAAAUAAGAAUUUUCGAGUGUAAAUGAUACAGAAAACAGAUUUGUUACUUAAAACAUUUAAUUUACAUUCAUAUUUUGUCUGUGAAAAAAAAGAUUUUCCACAUAAUUUUUUUUUUGUUAAAAACUUAGUUACCAAGCCAUUUUUUCUAACACUUGUUGUGAUGUUUCCAAAAACUACAUGAACUACACACAAACAUACAAUAUACACAUGUACAAAUAAAUUAGAACAAGUAAAAUAAAAAAAGAUUAGACACAAAGUGGUUAGAUGAACAAUAAUACAAAAUGGUAGAUUAAUUUGAAUCUAUUUAAGUAAUAUUAUACCAUAUUCAAUAAAUUUCAAACAAAUUAUUACUUCCAUAUGUAAUUGUGAAUGUAAUUAAACAUUAAAAAGCAUUAAAUCAUUUUGGGAAAUAAGGAUAUAAGAGGAAACAUGUUUUUUGUUGUUGUUGUGGUUGUUGACAUAAUUGGUUCAUAAUUUUAUAUUAAAUUCUGUUAAUUAGUGACUUGAUUCUUAUGAAUUGAAGAUUGGAUAUUUAAAAAAAAGAAUGAUGAUUAGAGUUAUCGUGUGAUUUCAUGUAGUAGUUUUAGAAUUAGGCAUUCAUAAUUUUAAUUUCAAUAGUUGAGAUCAUGAGUCCAUUGAAGUUAGACCAACAUGGAAAACCUGGAAGCACUGGACGGCCGUUUCGUCCUAUUGUGAGACUUCUCCGUAGUUUGCAUCCACGAACCCGUCUUGCGAGAUUCCAACCCAGGACCCAUCAGUCCUGCACACGAGCGCUUAAGCACUAGACCACUGGGCCGGUCGGCAUCCAAUGGUGUUAAUGGCUAACUUCAACUAAUCCAUUAAAUUGAGCGACAUGUCCACCAUUGUGACCAGUGGAUUUCAACCGGGUCAGUUGUGAGAUAGCAACUGACUGAUGACAAUGAUCUCAACUAUUGAAAUUACUACAAUCUUUACAAAACCUCAUUCUGAUACUAUACAUAAUCUCAGCACAUGAUUUUAACGAAGAACUUGAAAUUCUUUUGGGUUAUACAAUUAUGAAUACAAAAUGUGAAAAUGACAUUUCACUAAUCCCACUGUAAAAUUUCCCUUGUCUGUUAAUAUUUGUCAUAAAUGUUUGAGAAACAAAUUUCAAAUUAACGUACAAAAAUUUUGUGUUGUGUGCUACUGAUGUCGACAGAUAUAAGUAGCAUGUAUCAUCAAUCGAAAGUGAAGUGCCUUAAGGCAGAAGGUUGAAGAAGAUCAGAGAGAAGAGAACGAGAACAAAGAGUGAUUGGUAAGAAAAUGAAGGAACAAUGAAGUAUGAGAAACUCGAUGGACAUUUUGCAAAUGAACUAUUUACUGUUUGGUUCUCAGAUUUCACUAAGAGAUUCUGUAAUUUUGAAUACAAACACGUGCGAUUGUUUCCAUUUGUGUUCUCAUUCACUACACUUUUAUCCAACUAAACACAAGUUACAUAAAAAGUUUUGCUAAUUAAAUGUAGAUUCUGACAAGAAUCAUUAAUAUAUUGAUUAAAGUCUAUAGCAUCCAAAUAUUGGAUUCAUAGAAAACUUAUUUAUGUCAAAGGUAUAGCUGAAAGUCGAGUUUAUGAACAUCUAUUUAGCUACUGCCAUCUAAUAAAACAGCAUAUUUGAUAAAAGAUUUUUUCCCAGUGGAUUCAAAAUGUAAUAUCUUUUGCUGUUAAUUUCAUUAUCAUCAAACAUGGUUAGAAAUGAACGAGAAGGUUAACACUGAAAUCACUCAAUAGGUUAUAUAAAUCAGAAUGUUGGAAAUAUGAUAUUAAUUGUGUUUCUUUUUACAGUCACACAUCAUACCUGAAGUGUCACGUUUUACUUUGUCAAGUUCAAUACAAACUCAUUCACUCAUUAUAGACGGAAGAACAAGUAAAGUUUGAUGUUCGGUGUCUAUAAUUCUCUGAAUAAGAAAUAAUCAGCAACAAAUGAUAAAUAUGACCCAGGAUAAACAAGAACUUAACAAGCGUUUAUAUAGUUACAUAUAUAAUAAAUGACACAUUAAUUAUUAUAAGAAUGGGAGUUUGUGGAGAUUGUAGUAAGGUGAAUAUUUGAGUUCAUGAGUCUACUUAAGCUUGAUCAUCCGUGAAAACCUGGGAGCACCAGACGCCAUUUCUUCCUAGUAUGGGACUCCUCAGUAGUACGCACCCACAAUCCCGAUCCGUAGGAUUCGAACCCAGGACCUUCGAUCUCGCGCGCGAAUGCUCAACUUUUAGACCACUGAGUUGGCAUCGAACUUUGUUAAUGUCUAAUUUUGGUCAAUCCAUGAUAUCGAGCAACUAUUCAUCCAUUGUCUGAGGUAGAUAUCUGGCUCCAACUGGCAUGGAUCAGAUUCUAGUGGUCACGGCUUCAAGUGCUUCCAAGUUUUUGAUGGUUGUCAAGCUUACAUAGACUCAUCAAUUCAACUAUUUAAAAAAAUUAAUUAUAGUUUUUUUAUUGUUUUUACCCCUAAACAUAUCCAGAAUAAUAAUCCUGGUAUUAUUAUUAUUAUUACUUAGUUUUAUUAUGAUAACUCAAUAAUCCUACCAGCAAACUAUGAGGUAAUACAAGUAGGUAUACGAUAGAAAAUAUGACAACAACAAAAAAACAUUUAUAUGCAUUAAUAAUUCAACGAAUUGGUUGCAUGUUGAAUUUAUUUCAAUUAUACGGCUACUAGCAUUCAAUAACAUACAUACAUACGUAGUCGACAUCUUUAAAAAAUGUAGUUUUGUGUGCAUGUUUACUCAGAACUAUGGUAACACCAAUAAUAAUAACAAUAAACAUAACAAUUAAUAACUUUUUUAAAAUGAUGAGUAAUUUUUUUUCUUCUAAAUACUUGAUACAAUGAAUAACCAAAUGAAAAAACAUUAGAUUAUCUUGUUGUUGUGGUCAUUGAAGAAAGACAAAACUAAACAAAACUCAUUUGAGGCUAGAAAAAUUAAUUUACUGCUAGGUUUCUCUUUUUUCUUAUUUUUUAUUUUUAGGAUGUUGUUGGGGAAAUUAGAUCCCCAAAACUCACAGUUUGCAAUUUUAUCUUUGUGGAGCUUGUAUGCAGAUGUAUGCUUGGGCAUUUCUUACCAACCACUCAUAUAGUCGAUUGACAAACUUAUCGAUUAAAUGUUUAAAAACUUCUAUGGCAAUAUCGAUUAUAUAUAUUUUGUAUAAAUACGCUUGAUUUGUGUGCUUGAUGGAAAUGGUAUCUUCUGGUUGUCUGUAGAAUACACUUUCUACAUCUAACCAAGACUUCUGGGUCGAGUUAGCUGAGUCGGGGACAACGGACCAGUAUAGCCUAUCGAGUCUCUGAAUCCUUGAUUCUUCGUUCCGUUCCGAGUAAGACGAAUCAGUAUUAGCAUUCAAGUUAACGAACAUAACAGAUGUAUCACAUAUUUGUUAUUUCAUUAGCUCUAAUAUUGAAUAUUCAUCAAUAAUUCAAAUAAGCACAAAUUGAUGCUUGAAUGAACAUAUUAACUAUGCAUAUAAGUGUAACCUAGGAGGUGGUAGGCCAUUUUACAAAAGUUUUUGUUUUAGUUAUUAUUAUUUAAAAUGAAUCGCCUGUUUUAACAAAUUAGAAUAUUUGUUUAUAUAAAUCUUAAUUGUUUUGAAGUAUUUGAAAUAGGUCCUGGGUUUGAAUCCCGCGGGAUGGAGUCAUGGAUGCGCACUGCUGAGGAGUCCCAUACUGGGACGAGACGGCCGUCCAGUACUUACAGGUUUUCCAUGGUGGUCUAGCUUCAAUUGACUCAUGAUUUCAAUCAGUGUAUUUAAAACAGAUGAGGAAUAUCAGAAUAGAGAAUUAGAAACGUUUAAAUAUCUAGGCCAUUCAAAUUUAAACAAUUCAUCUAUUUCAGGAAUUUAAUAUUACUUGUUCAGUUUUAUAUAGAUCAUUCAAAAAGAAUUCAACAACAUUACCUGGCAUGUCUAAGAAAUGGCGCAAUAAGAAGUUCAAUAAUCAAACACCUUGUGAAAACAGGUCACUCAAUCAAGACGGACUCUGAGUUUUAAGUCAUCUACAAGGUAAGUGGAAGUCUUCCAAAGGCAGUUAUAUUGCAUCUUCUUAAUAUUGCCGAAGCAAUAACCAUACAUAUGGGAGGACCUGUAUUAUGUAUGUAAAAGAGAUUGGUACAACCUCUUCUUCUAUCAUGGUUUUAAUGUCUAUAGCAUUUUUUCUUCAUAUUCUUCUUCCUUUACAGCCAUCUAAUUCCUCUUCUAUCUCCUCUUUAAACCUUCUACCCCUAACUUGUUUAUUUCUGUUUCUCUGAUCAUUUUGAUUACAUUUCAUCUCAAUUUCAACAUUUUAUCUUAUCAUGCUAAGCCAUCCUUUCCCCAUGAUAAUUUCCUUAUCUAUCGUUAUGAUGAGAAUCCAAACCCUUAACAAUAAAACGACCAUUAGUUUUCUCGUUCAAAAAGAUUUUUUAAUACCUUUCUUUAUUCUACCACAUCGUUACCAUGCUUAACAGAAGUUUACUAUCACUACUAUUUUAAUUAUUAUUAUUCAGAAAAAUACGUUUAUAUAUUUGUGAUUGUACAGCUUUGAAAAUGAAUUUGCCGAGAAGGGAACUCUUUGGUGGAUCAAUCUUAUUUUAUGUGAAAUAUUGAAAUAUUUAUAGCAUGUUUAGAAACACCUUGUACUAAAAUUUAUGUCAGUUAGAUUUUAAGAAAUGUUAGUCUGAUUCUUUUUAUUAAUACUGAUAAGGCAAUGUGAUUAUUAACAGAGAUCAAGAUUAUAUUUUAUACACCUACUUAGUCAGGAAGGGUACUUAGCUACACUUUAUGUAAUUUUAUAGCUAUAGACUAUCCACAAAAUCGGUUUAUAGCCUCAAUCUCGGAUCAUCUAAAGAUUGUGUAAUAGCACUUAAAUUACAUUUCAUCAGAGUAUACAACAUUUAUAGCUGAACUUAAAAUAACCUAAAACAUUACAAAGAACAAUGAUUCUUCGCAAAACUGACUUUGCACCAACCUUCGAAAGAAAUACCCACACACUGGAUAUACAUUAGGGUAUAAUAAAGUAACCAUACUUCCCUCCUCCAUAAUAUUAAUUGUAUUUUAAAACCCGGUACCUUAAUAAAACAUUUUUUUACAAACUCAAAACAGAAGUUCAUACAAACUUUGCUACGAUUAGAUAAAUGUUUGUUUGUUUCCAUAUGGAAGAUUUCCUACGUUGAGAUUUAGAUAAUCCAAUGACUCUAAAUAUGAAAGCACGUUAAUCAAACUCUGAUUCUCUCAUAUCGACGACCAUCUAAAACCAUUCACGUUUUGAAUAAUACUACCCAGUUAAAUUUAAGUUAAGAAAAACAUCUUGUAAUUACUAUAUGAUUUAUAGCACAUUUUAAAACGAGCUAGUAGUCUAGUUCUCAAUCAAAUGAAUAGUUUAGCAUAAUAAAAGUUGGUAAACAUUAAAUGAGGGUAUAUCAUCUUUCAUUCUCUCGAGAAAUGAAACUGAAUUUCAAAAGCCUAGUUUUAAUAAGAAAAAUGUCAUCAUACUGAAUCACAUUAAUAUCAAAUAUAGCAUGAUUUUCAAUGUAACUUGUGUGUUAUAAACAGUAAAAUAAACUUUAGUAUAAUACAAAUUUUAUUGCUGAGACUAGAAUUUGUGGAUGACCUUUGAGCGACGCUCGACGAACCUUGACAGUGUCCACUUAAUAACCAGGACCAUAUGAGGGUUACAAAUCGGUGUGAUGAAUUAGAAUUAUAAUUUACAGUUUUCAUCAUGAAGUGAUAUCAGCUAUAAUGUCAAAAAUCUAUUUAUCCAAAUGGAUGAGUGAAUUUCGCGCCAAAAUCCGGGAACUAUAAUCUUAUACGUGAUUAGUCGGUCUAUAAAUUAUAGUCUCGCCAUUUUAUGAAAAGUAAUCUAAUCAAAAUCUAUGGUAAUUAACCUUGAUGAAAAUAUACGAGGACAAAUUUAUACUUUGAGCAAAAUAAUCUCAGCCUGUCAGUCAGUCAGCUAGAACUUACGACCAGGCACAUAUAUAAAUCGUUCCAAGUUGCCACACCUCAUCAACACAACAAGAUGAACACGAAAUUCAUAGAAGUAGUUAAUUUAAUGGUAGUAUUAUAUAAAAGAAAGAUUGUGUAUAAAGAUAUAAUACACGAGGAAAGAAUUAGUUCGGAAAAAUAAAGAUAUAGAGCAAAGUAGUCUGAAUAAUAACAAUUGGUUUAUAUUACUAUUUGUUAAUUUAUUAUCACGUAGCCAAUUCGAUCAAAAGUCACAAUCACUAUUAAGCAAAUAUAAACAUAAAGUUAUCAAUGAAAUAUUCGCCAGUAUUAUACUUACCUGUCUUAAUAAUUCAGUUUGAGAAAAAUCCUCCAUUCUAGCAGCUUCUAAUACCCAUACUUUAGCUCCACGCCAUCUGUUGCCUAUAUCCGUUGUCAAUGUCAUUGUAUUCAUCACUGAUGGCAGAAUUAAUCUACUACCAAUAUUUCCAUUAUAAUUACUAAAUGAAUUCAUUGUAAUAAAAUGAUUAUUAUGUACUGCUGAAGUAAACUCCACAGUAGCAUCAGUUUCAAUACUUAAAAUAAAUGAUAAUCCAACACUGAUAGUGAACAGAAAAGUAUAAAAUACCCGAAAACAUAAAUAGAUCAUAAUACAAACUUUUUGAGGACAUGUUAAACGAGCUAAUUGAGAUUGUGAACUUGUCCUAUGAUAAUUAUUUAAUAAAGUUGUAGAAUAAGCUGAAAAUGAUGAAUAACGUUUCUGUUGUAUUUCAUUAUUUGAGCUAUAACUUGUUGAACUAGGAAUUAUAUUGUUUGUAUGGAAUUUAUUAGAUCCUUGACAUAUUUUUAAAAUGGUAUAUAUAGUUAAAAGUAUAAUAUAAGAAAGACCAAUAAUUAAACAUGUAAUCACAAAUGGUAAAUGCAUUUUAUCAGCACUUAAUGAGUCUAUAUGAUUUGGUAAAGAUUCUUUUAACAUAAUCGUAUUACUCUGAUAAGUAUUUAUGGAUUUUGACAAUGGAAUAUUGUUUUGUGCAUUCAGUAAUGUACUUAAUAAAUAAUCAGUAAAACAAUCUUUAAUAUGAAUUAUUAAUAAUACUGAUUGAAAUAAAUGAGUAGAUACAAUUGGAAAUUGAAUAUAUUCAAUAUUCAAUUGAAUUUGAAAUGAUAUUUCUUUCUUUUUAUUAGAAUAGUUUGUAAUGAAAUCAAAUUGAUCAUUUAAUAGAAUUAAAUCUUUUUCAUAUAAAAUAUGUUGUGGAUCAAUUGGGAUCAAACUAUUAGUUUUCUUUAAAUUUGAUAAUGAUUUCAAUGAUUCAGUAUAUAAUUUCAAAUGAAUAUAUGUUGAUUUAUGUGUAGUAGUUGAGCCUUGACAACAACAAGAACAACAAUAACAAAAAUAAUUAAAGUUAUUUAGUAUAUGAUCAUAGAGAUAAUAAUUGUUUAAAUAAUUCUU